AUGGAAGGCGCUCUUAAACUUAACAACAUGCUCGCCGAUUUGAUCGAAGAUCUAGGCGGAAAAGCAUAUCGGAUCGAAACUGUCGAUGGUCAAGUCGUGGUUCCGGAAGAACUCAAACCAAAGCCCGAACCACAGCCCGAACAAAAACAAGAGCACGAACCAACUAAGGAGGACCCAAAGCCCGAACCAGCACUUGAACCAGCACCGGAACAAGCACCUGAACCAGCGGCUGAACCAAUUCUAGAAGAACCCAACCAGGAAGAACCAACAAAAUGUCAACUCAAUCCCGCUCAAGAAAAAAGUCCAGAAAAACCCAAAGAAGUACCAGCUCCUGAGGAAGAGGCACCAGAAAAAGCUCCGGAAGAACCAAUUCCAGAAAAAGAAGUAGAAGUAGAAACAUGUGAAAAAAAAGCUCCAGAAGCCCCUGAAGAAGAAAAAGAAGUUCAAGAAAACGAAGAAGUUAACGAGGAAAUCAAACAAGCAAAAGAAGAAGGAAAAAAGAGCCGAGAAGCAGCACGGGAAAAAUACGGCGCUGGGCUCAAAUCCGCUUUCCAGACAAUCGACCAAGACGGAAGUGGCUACGCGACAGUCGACGAAAUUACGAAGGCUAUGAUUGCCAAGGGAGAAGUUUCUCCUGGUGAUCGAGAAGCUGAAUUUUCAGCCGCUCUUAAAACCUACAUCUCAAAACUCAAAUACGACAAAACUCGUCCAGGUGAGCUGAAUGAAGAAGAAUUCGUCAAGUUUUGGGCCGAUUUGUAUGCUUUUUUCAACAAGAUCGACAAAGAUGGAGACAAACAAAUCGAAGUAAUUGAAACCGUUGAGCUCCUGGAAGCUCGAGCUGAUCGAUAUGGACUCACCAAAGACGAUAUCAUGAAGAAAGUCGACUUUUUCUACAAAAACGCCGACUACAACAAAGACGGGAAAAUCUCCAUCAUCGAAUUUUUCAUUAGCCUGCCCGAACUUGAAAAGCUUCUGCUCAGCAAAAAUUGA
Messenger RNA from Oikopleura dioica, 990 nucleotides. The record is from the annotation of a GenBank genome assembly. Lineage: Eukaryota; Metazoa; Chordata; Appendicularia; Copelata; Oikopleuridae.